CGAGGUGGUAUUGUUGUGGUGCUGCUUGAACACGGUCGGUUAGAAAUGUGGUCGUGUAAAUAGAAAAAUACGUUUAAUAAGUAUGCCAGUUAAUACCCGUAUAUUCUCGUUUUGAAUCAAGUAGGAAUAUCUUAGAGGAGUAUCUUCUGAACUGAUCUGCUGCUGUGAAGAUGAUGUUUGUUAAAGAAGAGAGUGAGGAGAACAUGAGAGAACCAGAAACAAUAAAACGGGAGGAACCAGAACCCUGGAGGAUAAAACAGGAGGAACGAGGAGAGUUGACCGAAGAUAACGUGGAGAAAGAAGAAUCGAAUGAAGCCGAGAAAAGUGGAGAAAAACCCAAACAGAAAAAUGUAAAGAAAAGAAGGGUCGAGACGUCUUUCACCUGCGCUCAGUGCGGAAAGAGUUUCUGUAACAAAUAUCAUCUGGGGCUUCACAUGAGAAUCCACACGGGAGAGAAACCGUUCACGUGUGAUCAGUGCGGGAAGAGUUUCACCUACAAGUGCCAUCUCGAGGUUCACGCGAGAGUUCACACCGGAGAGAAACCGUACGCUUGUGAUCAGUGCGGCAAGAGUUUCACACGAGCAACGAACCUUAAGGAUCACAUGAACAUCCACACCGGAGAGAAGCGGCACGCUUGCGAUCAGUGCGGCAAAACGUUUCUGUGGGCUUCGGUCCUGAGCACGCACCUCAAGGUUCACACAAAGGAGAAGCCGCACUCGUGUCACUUGUGUGGAAAGAGUUUCGCGUUACUCAACGGUUUGAAAGUGCAUCAGAAAAUACACGCUGGUGUGAAAGACUACAUGUGCUUUGAAUGCGACAAGACCUUUACUAGAGCAAGCUGCUUAAAACUGCACGAGAGGAUCCACACCGGAGAGAAACCGUACAAGUGCUCGCAGUGCGGCAAGGAAUUCAGACAUUUGACAAAUAUGAAAAUACACGAGAGUACUCACACCGGAGAGAAACCUUAUAAGUGUCCGCACUGUGACAAGAGAUUCAGUCAGGCGACGCAUCUUAAGAAACACGGGAGCAUUCACACCGGUGAGAAACCUCACAAGUGUCCGCACUGUGACAAGAGAUUCAGACUGUUAGGAACCCUGAAAAUACACCAGAAGAUCCACGCCCGAGAGAAAGUAGGUUAGAUACAGCACUUCCUGAUCUAGAGAAAUCAUUCCUUGACAUCCAUUGAAAAGAAGCGUCUAGUUUUCGCUGUAAAUGAUGUUAAUCGUCGUCUUCAAAACUGGCAGCAUGGACUGCAUCAACUCAAAGAACGUGUUUCUGCUCAAAGAAACCCUGUUCGAUUAUUUCAUAUAAUAAGACUUUUAAGGCCUUUUUUGUAAUUAGUGACUAAAUUAGAGAUUAAAUGUUGCGCUUUAAAAUGUUAACCUUUUAUUUGAUUGAAUGUUAUCCUCUGGUUGUGUUCAGAUUCCUGUCACUAACCGAGUAGUUUACUGGAAGACUUAGAUGUUGUUCUUGUAAACAUGGAGCAAACAGGUAGGUAAAAAUGCGUAGAUGUUUUGUAUGUAUUUAUGGUCAAAAUGACUCCAAACAAUUGCUAAUAAAUUCAGAUGUAUUAUCACAAAAAGA
This is a messenger RNA of Puntigrus tetrazona (Sumatra barb), 1584 nucleotides long. Its product is annotated as zinc finger protein 239-like. The transcript is spliced from 2 exons. The record is from RefSeq and is a predicted model, not a curated record. The coding region runs from base 171 to 1139 and encodes 322 amino acids. Gene Ontology annotation, biological process: regulation of immune system process; regulation of cytokine production; negative regulation of transcription by RNA polymerase II. NCBI's taxonomy places the organism in Eukaryota, Metazoa, Chordata, Actinopteri, Cypriniformes, Cyprinidae.